Schistosoma intercalatum is the source of this 213-nucleotide messenger RNA. NCBI's taxonomy places the organism in Eukaryota, Metazoa, Platyhelminthes, Trematoda, Strigeidida, Schistosomatidae. The record is from the annotation of a GenBank genome assembly.
AUGUGGUAUGAAAUUCUUCCAGCGCUUUCAAUAGUAACCGGGAUAACAUUUGCUAUCCCACCUUUAUUAAGUGUAACCAAUUAUGCGUUUUUUGGUAGAUGGUCUCCACCUAGUUUAUUUCGAUUUAAACAAGACUUCUUUCUACAUUUACGUGAUAAAGAUCUUGAAGGACCACUUUUAUUUCAAGAUUCAGAGUUUAUCUUCAAGGAUUAA